Molecule: messenger RNA, 6342 nt
Organism: Mauremys reevesii (Reeves's turtle)
Lineage: Eukaryota; Metazoa; Chordata; Testudines; Geoemydidae
Gene: MYLK
Product: myosin light chain kinase
Exons: 34
Coding region: 347-6040 (1897 amino acids)
Biological process (GO): regulation of DNA-templated transcription; tonic smooth muscle contraction; protein phosphorylation
Cellular component (GO): cleavage furrow; lamellipodium; stress fiber
Molecular function (GO): protein binding; ATP binding; DNA binding
Source: RefSeq, a predicted model, not a curated record
CUUCAAACCCCCCACUUGGAUGGUGCCGUUGAGGAACUCUGCAGGAGGAGGAAGGGAGCUGGCUGAAGUUCCCUCCGGGUCUCUCUCCCUCUCCCCCAGGAGGCUUCCCGGAGCAGCCGCGGCGGAUCGCACCCUAGCUCUGUGUGAGGGGCCGUUUGGAAACCAGUCGCGAGGUGACAGUGAGGGGGAGAGGCCACAGGAAGCGACAUUGCAGAGCCUGAAGCUGUUUUGCAUCGCUUGGGAUUUUGUAGACAAGAGACUUUGCAACUAAUCUCCUGAGCGAAGGUUCUGUUUUAUCCCACAAGACCGGAAAUACAGCUUUGCUGGUUUUUGAUGAGCUCUAACCAUGGGGGAUGUGAAACUGGCAUCAUCGACUAGUAUUUCCAAAACCUCUGUGACGCUGGAGCACUCAUCUCUCAGCCCCUCUGUCCCAACAGAAGCACCAGCAUUCAUUCUUCCUCCUAGGAAUAUCCGAGUGCUGCUGGGAGGCACGGCCAGAUUUGAGGGGAAGGUCAGGGGCUAUCCAGAACCUCAGAUCACAUGGUACAGAAAUGGACUUCCCAUCACAGAGGGAGAGUAUUACGUAGUGGACCGCAGCAUUCGAGGGAUUUUCAGCUUAGUGAUCAAAAAUGUGCAAGAGGAAAAUGGUGGUAAAUACACUUGUGAGGCUGCAAAUGAUGGUGGAGUUCGCCAGGUGACAGUGGAGCUAACUGUGGAAGGAAACUCCUUGAAGAAAUACAGCCUGCCGUCCAGUGCCAAAACCCUUGGGGGCAGAUUUUCUGUUCCAUCAGUGGAGAACAGGCCAAGCAUCUGGGGAGAAAGUCCACCAAAGUUUGCUACGAAACCCAACAGAGUCAUCGUGCGUGAAGGCCAGACAGGCAAAUUCUCCUGUAAAAUAACAGGACGACCACAGCCUCAAAUAACUUGGUUUAAGGGUGAUAUUCAGUUGCAGCAAAAAGAUCGUUUCAACAUGUUUGAGAAAUCAGGCAUCCAGUUCUUGGAAAUCCAAAAUGUUCGUCUGGCUGAUGCUGGAACUUAUACUUGUACUGUGAUGAAUAGCUCUGGGAAGGCAUCUGUGUCUGCAGAACUCAUGGUUCAAGGUUCAGAUAAGACAGACCAGUAUGUUCACCCAUUAUGCACUCCAACAAAAUCAACUUCCACUGCAACCAAAGCUAUUGAAAAUUCAGAAUUCAAACUGGCAACUAGCAAUGGGAUUGCUAAGGAACUGAAAUCCAGCAGCACUGGCCUCACAGUUGAAACCAAAGAGAGGACAGCAGUUAAGAAAGAGGCCUCUUCUAUCUCCUCCAAAGAAGCCAAGGACAAUAGACAACGACAGCUCAGAGAACCCAACACAGAACCUGCUCAGGAACCUAAAGGAGAAGUGAGGGGAUCUCAGGGCCUACAGAAAACUUCCAGCACCAUAACCCUGCAAGCCAUUAAAGUGCAACCAGAACCAAAGGCAGAAUCCACGGCCACUUCUACUGGACAGGAUGAGGACAGGAAAGGGGCCACACAGCCCCUGACGACAACUCGACAAACUGCGUCUCUCAUCAGACAAGCUGGUCCAAGGAGUCGGGAAGCAGAAAACAGAGUUGGAACAAGGAAGAGCACAACAGAGCAGAAGAGGGAGCCUCAGGGAGUCCCUCCGCAGUUUGAGAGCCGUCCACAAAGCCAGGAAGUAUUAGAAGGCCAGGAGGUCAAAUUCAAAAGCAAAGUUUCAGGGAAACCAAAACCAGAUGUGGAAUGGUUCAAAGAGGGAACCCCGGUAAAAGGAAAAGAUGGCAUCCAAAUAUACGAAGAGGAUGGAAUUCAUUGCUUGUGCUUGAUGAAAACCCACUUGGGAGACAGUGGAUCCUAUAGCUGUACAGCCUUCAACCCCAGGGGUCGAACUUCCACCAGCUGGGUGUUAAGUGUAAAAAGGCCUAAAGUUGAAGAGAUUGCUCCGAGGUUUUCCAGUGUCUUGAAGGGAUGUACAGUGAGUGAAGGGCAAGAUUUCGUGCUGCAGUGUUCUGUGGAAGGUACACCUGUGCCUCAGAUCACCUGGCUCCUCAAUGAUGAACCAAUUCAGUACGCCCAUUCCAUCUUCGAAGAUGGGCUUGCAAAGUUGACUGUACAAGAUGCUUUACCGGAAGAUGAUGGUGUUUAUACCUGUCUGGCAGAAAACAGCACAGGACGGGCAUCCUGCAGUGCUCAAGUCACUGUCAAAGAAAAGAAAAGCAGCAAGAAAGUGGAAAGCACACAGUCUGUCCAGACUAACAAGACCUUUGCACCAGUCUUCCUUAAAGGCCUGACUGACCUCAAGGUAAUGGAUGGAAGCCAAGUAAUAAUGACCGUGGAAGUAUCAGCUAACCCACCUCCUGAAAUUAUCUGGCUGCACAAUGGGAAAGAAAUCCAAGAGACAGAAGACUUUCACUUUGAAAAGAAAGGCAAUGAAUACAGCCUGUACAUCCAGGAGGUAUUCCCUGAGGACACGGGCAAAUAUACCUGCGAAGCAUGGAAUGACUUAGGAGAAACUCAGACCCAAGCAACUUUGACUGUACAAGAACCUCAGGACGGUAUUCAACCCUGGUUCAUUAGCAAACCACGAUCAGUGACAGCGGCUCCUGGACAGAAUGUCCUUAUUUCCUGUGCCAUCGCUGGAGACCCUUUCCCCACAGUUCACUGGUUUAAAGAUGGGCAGGAAAUAAUGCCAGGAGCAGGGUGCGAGAUCCUGCAAAACGAGGACAUCUUCACGCUGAUCAUGAGGAAUGUGCAGCGCCGUCAGGCUGGACAGUAUGAAAUCCAGCUCAGGAACCAAGUUGGAGAAUGCAGCUGCCAGGUGUCUCUGAUGCUGAGAGAAAGUUCAGUUUCCGGAGGAGAAAUGCACAGAGACGGUAGGGAACCAGCCUGCUCUAGAGAACGAAGAGAUGAUGGUGAUCAUGGUGCACUAAUGUUCGGCAGAAUCAGUGGCUUCAGAAAGAGUGGUGGUGACACCAGACCAGCUGAGGAGGAGCAGGAAGACGUUCGAGGGGUACUCAAAAGACGAGUGGAAACCCGGGAGCACACGGAAGAGAGGCUCCGGCAGCAGGAAGCAGAGCAGCUCGAUUUCCGUGACAUUUUGGGGAAGAAAGUCAACACUAAAAGCUUUUCUGAGGAGGAGCUGAAAGAUAUCCCAGCUGAGCAAAUGGACUUCCGUGCUAACCUGCAGCGGCAGGUCAAGCCCAAGACCUUGUCGGAGGAGGAAAGGAAAGUUCACAGCCCUCAGCAGGUGGACUUCCGCGCGGUGCUGGCCAAGAAGGGCACCCCCAAAGUCUCCUUGCCAGAGAAGGUGCCACCCCCUAAACCAGCCACUCCAGAUUUCAGAUCUGUGCUUGGCUCGAAGAAGAAGCCACCAGCUGAGAAUGGCAGCACCAAUACCCAAGCUCAGGACACCAGCACCAAUUCUGUGGCUCAGAAUGCCAGCACCAACUCUGAAGCUCAGCAUGCCAAACCAGAGGUGAAAGAGGAGGAGAAGAAUGACACAAACUGUGCACAUGGGUGCUCGAUGGUAGAUGGUGGAAUAAUUGAGAAGAAAGUCGACAGCAAAGGAAUGGCACCAUCAUUUACAGAGAAGCUCCAGGAUACUCAUGUAGUGGAUGGUGAAAAAUUAGUGUUACAAUGUCGGAUUUCCUCUGAUCCCCCUGCAGCUGUCACCUGGACUCUAGAUGGCAAAGCCAUCAAAUCAUCAAAGUUCAUUGUCAUCUCUCAAGAAGGGUCACUGUGCUCACUCACCAUUGACAAGGCCUUUCCUGAAGAUGUGGGCCAGUACAAAUGCAUAGCUGAGAAUGCAGCAGGGAGAGCUGAAUGUGCUUGCAAAGUGUUGGUGGAUGAUCCCUCACCUACAAAGACCCCAAAGUCUGCUGAGAAGAAGACCAAAAAGCCAAAGAGCUCACUUCCCCCUGUACUUGCAACAGAGAGUGAAGCAACAGUGAAAAAGAAACCACCUCCAAAGACCCCCCCGAAGGCAGUUCUUCCCCCUCAGAUCAUUCAGUUUCCAGAAGACCGAAAAGUCCGUGCUGGUGAAUCAGUGGAACUGUUUUGCAAAGUAGUAGGAACGCCACCCUUAACUUGCACCUGGAUGAAAUUCCGAAAGCAGAUUCAGGAAAACGAACACAUCAAAAUUGAGAAUGCUGAAAACAGCAGUAAACUGACUAUAUCCUCAACGAAGCAGGAACAUUGUGGAUGUUACACUUUAGUGGUAGAAAACAAAAUGGGCAACAGACAAGCACAAGUCAACCUCACAGUUGUCGAUAAACCUGAUCCCCCAGCUGGAAAACCCUGUGCCUCGGACAUACAAAGUUCUUCCCUCACUCUCUCUUGGUAUGGCUCUUCUUACGAUGGUGGAAGUGCUGUGCAGUCUUACACUGUGGAAACCUGGAACUCAGUGGAUAACAAAUGGACAGAUCUCACUACUUGCCGGAGCACUUCUUACAAUGUCAAGUCCCUGCUGGCUGACCGGGAGUACAAAUUCCGGGUGCGAGCUGCUAACGUGUAUGGCAUAAGUGAGCCCAGUCAAGAAUCAGAACUGGUAAAAGUAGGAGAGAAACAAGAAGAACCUAAAGAUGAAGCUGAGCUAUCCGAUGAUGAAGAGAAAGAAACAGAGGUCGACUAUCGGACAGUUACUAUAAAUACACAACAAAAAGUUGCAGAGUUCUACAAUAUUGAAGAAAGAUUGGGAUCGGGGAAAUUUGGACAAGUCUUUAAACUUGUUGAGAAGAAAACUGGAAAAGUUUGGGCAGGAAAAUUUUUCAAAGCAUAUUCAGCUAAGGAUAAAGAAAAUAUAAGGCAGGAAAUCAGCAUCAUGAACUGUCUACAUCAUCCAAAACUUGUCCAGUGUGUAGAUGCCUUUGAAGAAAAAGCCAACAUCGUCAUGGUCUUGGAAAUUGUUUCUGGAGGAGAACUCUUUGAACGAAUCAUUGAUGAGGACUUUGAACUGACAGAGAGAGAGUGUAUUAAAUACAUGAGGCAGAUAUCAGAAGGAGUUCAGUACAUCCAUAAGCAGGGCAUUGUCCAUUUGGACUUGAAGCCGGAAAACAUUAUGUGUGUCAACAAGACUGGGGCAAGGAUCAAACUCAUUGAUUUUGGACUUGCAAGAAGAUUAGAAAGUACAGGUUCUCUGAAAGUUCUCUUUGGGACACCUGAGUUUGUGGCUCCAGAAGUUAUAAACUAUGAACCUAUUGGAUAUGCCACAGAUAUGUGGAGUAUAGGAGUUAUCUGCUACAUCUUGGUCAGUGGACUUUCUCCUUUCAUGGGAGACAAUGACAAUGAAACUUUAGCCAAUGUUACCUCAGCAACCUGGGACUUUGAUGAUGAAGCUUUUGAUGAAAUCUCUGAUGAUGCCAAGGACUUUAUCAGCAAUCUGCUAAAGAAGGAUAUGAAGAGCCGCUUAGAUUGUACUCAAUGUCUUCAGCAUCCUUGGCUGCAAAAAGACACCAAAAACAUGGAAGCCAAAAAACUUUCCAAAGAUAGGAUGAAGAAAUAUAUGGCCAGAAGAAAAUGGCAGAAAACAGGUCAUGCUGUCCGAGCCAUAGGGAGACUAUCCUCCAUGGCAAUGAUUUCUGGUCUGAGUGGAAGGAAGUCCUCUACAAGCUCACCUACCAGUCCUGUACAUACAGAUAAAGUAGACCUGGAUGAUGAUGCUGCCAGGGCUUUUCUUGAAGCAGUGGCAGAGGAAAAACCCCAUGUAAAGCCAUAUUUUACUAAAACAAUCCUGGAUAUAGAAGUUGUGGAAGGAAGUGCUGCUAGGUUUGACUGCAAAAUUGAAGGCUACCCUGACCCUGAGGUAAUCUGGUACAAAGAUGACCAAUCCAUUAAAGAGUCUCGUCACUUCCAGAUAGAUUAUGAUGAGGAUGGGAACUGUUCUUUGACUAUUUCUGAAGUUUGUGGGGACGAUGAUGCCAAAUACACCUGCAAAGCUGUUAAUAGCCUUGGGGAAGCAACUUGUACCGCAGAACUCAUUGUGGAAACAAUGGGAAAAGAAGAAGAGGAGGAGGAGGAGGAGGAGGAAGAAGAAGAAGAAUGAAACAAGACGCAAAGGAAAAGAUAUUUGAAAAAUCACAUUAUAAAGACUAUAUCUCUAAAACUCAAAACCAAGUUAUUAAAAACACCUAGUGUGAUACUUACAUCAUUGGGGGGAAGGUGUUGUUUUUUCAGCAUUAUCAGUUGAUACCUGUUUGUUUUAUUUAUGGGCAUUAAUUGGAAACAGCGGGCACUUUAAGUUGCUAUGGUGAUUGGAUUUAGUUUAAGUAAGUCGGUUGUUGCCCAGCCUAUUUUUAAUGUGAAAGUAUCAUACUAAUCUACAAUUAUAACCUGAAUUUAUAAAUA